GUUGGUCGUCAAAGACCUUCCCGGCGCUAGCUAUGCCCUGUCGGAGGGGGACGUGAUCCGGCUGGGCUGCUCGAGGUUCCGCGUCCGCCAGCUCGUGGCCGACGCCGGCGCCGGGACACGCCCGGAAGUGGCGCUUCCAGGCUCUCCGACCACUUGCCCCGACGAGCGGGGCCCGGAGCCAGAGGCCGGCGUCUGCCGCAUCUGCCUGGACGGUGACUGCGACGAGCAGGGCCCGCUCAUUCGGCCCUGCGCGUGCAGGGGCUCCAUCGAGAGCGUGCACCUCGGGUGCCUGCGGCAGUGGAUCCGCUGCAGGAUGGGGCUGCUGGACGAGGACAGGGGGAACACGUGCUUCGUGAGGCAGAUGGAUUGCGACUUGUGCAAGCAGGCGUACCCCUCGCACGUCCGCGUGGGGGGCGUCAGCACGCCGCUGGUGGAGGUGCCGCAGCCGGCCGGGCCCUUCCUGGUGCUCGAGCAGGUGUCGCGGUCGAGGAGGGCUGGCGGGGGCGCUGGCGUCCUCGUCGCCUCCCUCGCCGAGGGCGGCAGCGGGCUCACCUUUGGCCGCGCCCAGGGCGCGGGCUUCAGGGUGGACGACAUCUCCAUCUCGCGGCUUCACGCGAGGAUCUCCUUCAGGGAGGGCAGGUUCGUCCUCGAGGACAACGGCUCCCGCUUCGGCACCCUCGUCUACAUGAGGCAGCCAUAUGCGCUGUCCUCCGGCGAGACCGUCUCCAUUCAGACGGGAGGUGCCGUCGUCUCCUUCACCCUGCGGCAGGGCCCCGCCGCGGAGCCCGGCCUCCCGGACGCCACGGACCGCUGCUCCGAGUGCAGCACCGAGGAGGGCUUCUCGGCGUGA
Prorocentrum cordatum is the source of this 850-nucleotide messenger RNA. The record is from the annotation of a GenBank genome assembly. Lineage: Eukaryota; Dinophyceae; Prorocentrales; Prorocentraceae.